AAGCAAAAAGUGGGGACUCCAAGGAGCGACCGCUGUCUGGACUCGUGCCGAGUAUUGACGUCUCUCUGACCCUCGAUCUCCGGGCCAGCCUCCGCCUCUGGAUAUCGCCAGGCCGGCUGUGGAAACAGUCCUUUCUUCCCCCCCCGUUCGCCUCUCGACCGCCCCCCUCAGGGCUGGUACGGAGUAAUGUCCAGAAUGGCCCCCUCGUGCCCACCAAGGGCUUCCGUCCCGUUCCCAGAACCCUGGAUAAUAAGGGCCUCCUCUCCAACAGCCACAACAUCCAUCCUUGCGCCUCUCGGGGGCCUCUUCAGAUGCCCGGGAGCUCCUCCAGAUCCCAAGCUCCAGAGUGCCGCCGUCGACCCUCGUUUUCGUGUCGAUCGACGCGGACCGGUUGCCACCAUAGCAAUUAAGUCUCUUGAUAAAGCCCUCCAUGGCAAAAUCUGUCUCGUCCCUCCGCCUAGACCGCGUCGAUCGCUGCUAGACCACAUAUCAGUCCAUCGGCGUAGCUGGUCAGCAAUCGGGUCGCCGGGUCGCCGGGUCGCCCUCCCCACUGUCCCAUCGCAGCAGAGCAGAGCCGCCGCUUUACGGCACCUCGAGCACACUGUGUCUGUUGCUUUUGCUCGAGAGGAUCGCCAGUCCCUGACUCUUCAGACUGCCCUUCCAAUUGGGCCCGAAGUCCCCCUCCAGAACCAGGGCAAUCAAGGUCCCCAUCAGAGAGGACCCCGGCCAAAAAUAUCACCAGCCCGCCGCUAGAGCCGUGCGCUGUGCGGCCGAGCGGGCGAGCGAAAAGUCCCCCUAGCUCCUUCCCAUCCAACAAUUCAAUUUUCCAGCCCUUUCCCUCUCCGGCUUGGCAUUCCCCGUCAUAUGCCGAGAGGUUGGCCCCCUUCGAGGCACAUGUGCUGAGCCUCACCAGAGUCCCAGAGUCUCGCCUUCCACUUUCAGCCUCUCGUCCGGGAUAUAGGUCUUGCUGUGGACCAGCCGUCACUCUUUUUUCGUGCUUCUUCCCGCACGAGGCCGUCCCUGAAUAACAGUAUCCUUCCGCCCUCGCCAUCGCCCAGUCGCCCGAGGGAACUUGACGCCUGGAAUCGUCCUGCUUGGCUGCUACAUCCUAGCUGGCGCGCCGAUUUUGGAGUCUAUGACACAACCAUUCCAAAUACAACCUCCAACCCAGGUUGCUGUUGUCUGAACUUCAUCUAGCCGGGAAACCUGCCGAAUGUUUCAGCCUUCUAUGCACUGGGGCCACUUCCUCUUUAACUAGACUGCGGCCUUGAUUCUUUUUCUCACCGUCUUGUCUCAAGCGGGAAGCCGAAACUUUUCGGAAGCCCACUCUACCUUCGACCCACGCUAAAAGGCUCAGAAAGUGCUCUCUUUCUCCAGCGACUCCAAGCCCAGGGCUGAAGUUGCAAUCAUCUUGACACUAUGGCCAAGUCCAACAUCCUGAUCUAUGUUCUCCGGCAUGAUCUACGCCUAGCGGACAACCCAGUCUUCCACAAGCUCGCCACCCACGGUGACCAUGGCUUCACGCACCUCCUGCCGGUCUACAUCUUCCCGGCUCAGCAGUUCGAGGUCUCCGGGUUCCUCAAGCCGGGCAGCUCUUCUCCCUAUCCCGAGGCGAGAAGCGCAGUAAGCAAGGUCUGGAGGACCGGGCCCCACCGAGCAAAGUUCAUCACGCAGUCCGUUUGGGAUCUGAAGCAGUCACUUGAGUCUGUCGGUAGCGGACUGGUCAUCCGCGUGGGACUGGUUGCAGAUGUCGUCAAAGUCUUGCUGGACGGUUUCCGAGACCGACAGGACAAUGUUGGCGCUGUGUGGAUGACAGGCGAAGAGGGAGUCGAAGAGCGCAGGGACCAGAGGGCAGUCUCGGCGCUCUGUAAGAAGCUCGGAACUGAUUUCAAGCUCUGGUCAGAUGAGAAAUAUUAUGUCGACGAUCGAGAUGUGACAACACCUAUCAGCGAAAUCCCAGAUGUAUUCACCACGUACAGAAAGUCUAUAGAGCCUCUGAGAUCCCGGCCGCGGGCUACACUUGCCAAACCAGCCAGCGGGAAGCUUCCUCCCAUGGUCGAGACAUCGCAUACACCUGACCAACACGGGCCCUUUGCCAUACCGACGACUUACGAUGAUUUAGAGGAUGCCGUUCUUUCCCCAGUCAGGAAUUUCAUUACUGGAAUACCCCCAUACCCCGACGGUGCUGAAUCUGCACAUCCUUUCCAAGGUGGAGAGACCGCGGGAAAUGAACGACUACGUCACCUGAUCAAGACCGGUCUGAUGUACAGCUACAAGGAAACUCGCAAUGGCAUGAUUGGAUCGGCUUUCAGCACCAAGCUGUCCGCGUUUCUGGCCCAGGGGUGCGUCACAGCCCGACAAGUACACCACGAGCUUCUGAAAUAUGAGGAUGGAACGGACCCAGAUUACAAAGACGCGACUGGCUAUGGCAACGGCGAGAAUGACGGGACGAGCGCCGUGCGUUUCGAAUUACUGUGGAGAGAUUACAUGCGGCUUUGUACGAUGAAGUUUGGAGCCCGCCUGUUCCGCAUCGAGGGUUUCAGAGACCACGACUACGACGGAGAAGGUGAAGGCAGCGCAAAGAGGCCAAAGUGGAAAUCGUCUGUGAAGGAGGAUGCCCUCCCGGAGCAGAAGCCGAGCCCAGACGAGGUUGCGAAAAUCAUUCAGCGGUUCAACACGGGCACGACCGGCAUGGGCCUCAUCGACGCAUCGCAACGCGAGCUCCUUCACACCGGCUACACGUCCAACAGAGCACGGCAGAAUGUGGCAUCAUUUCUCACGAAGCACCUCGGAAUCGACUGGCGUUUCGGGGCGGAAUGGUACGAGAUGAUGCUGGUGGAUUACGACGUGUCUUCCAACUGGGCCAACUGGCAGUACGUCGCAGGCGUUGGGAACGACCCCAGAGGCGAGGCCCGCAUCUUCAACCCGGUCAAACAGGCGUUCGACUACGACAAGGAAGGCACCUACGUCAAGACCUGGGUGCAAGAGGUGAAGCCGCUGGAGAAGCUGGAAAACGUGUUCCAGGUCUCGACGACGUCGGCCGAGGAGCUCGAGAAGGCAGGCCUGACGGACAGCAUCAUGGUCACGGAUCCGGUGAAGCGAAUCGAGUUCCUGGUCGACGGCAAGCCCAAGAACAACAAGCGCCCGUUCCACCGUGCGCGCGGCUCGCGGCGGCCGCCCAGUGCCGGCGCGUUCGACAGCAACGGACGGCCCAUACACCAGUCAAACGGCCCGGCCGGUCCGGGAAGCUCAGACGGGGGCCCUGGGCACAGAGGCGCCCCGCAUCGUGGCCGCGGCGGGGGUUAUAACAACGGUGGACCGCGGCGUGGCUUCUACAGCGGGCGCGGCCGGGGCCAGUACGCCGUCCCGAACUACGGCCCUGGUUACUUUGGCGGCCCUCCACUCAACGGCCAGAUGGGCUCGUUCGGCCGCGGCGCUUAUCACAACAUGGCGGUUAGAGGUGGCUUCCAAGGCGGUUAUCCUGCGCCUUACCAUACGGGCCCUCCCUCCUAGCGGAAUGCGGAAUAGCCACUUGUAGGAUCAGAUGAUGGAGAAGCGUGCGUUGUAAUUCAACCAAGGGAAAAUUCCUGGCUUAUCCGGAACAGAACAACUAGCGUUCAAUGUACAGUACUGCAUGAAUACGAGUAUAUAAUACUCGUGCAUUCAUGAGUAAUAUAAGCGGAUUCUAUCUUGCGCGAGGGAAGAAACAGAAGGGAUGCAACACCUCAUCCACUUACAACAUGGAGUGCGAUUCAAAAGGCAUGCCGACCGAGGUAUGGGAGGGUUACAACUAUCAUUGUGAUGUGUGUACUAUUACAAGUCAUGAAAGUAUGGGCCGAGUCCGUUGAGAGGGCGACUCGCUCGCGCCCACACUCUUUGAUUUAUAUGGCCCGGCUUCUAUAUUUCUAAGACUGCACCUUGUGCACGCGGGGGUGGUCAAGCGCAGGAUUGGCUUCUACAUGUCCCGUGUAUGCUCGCUCUGGGGUUCUCCAUUACAUCCCCUGACAGGGCGCGCAGUCUAGAAGUUCUCGGGCAGUCUCCUCAGGCUCAUCGACUUGGGGGCCACAAACAGGGAGCGGCACUGGACGCACGUCUUGCCGUCGACGGUCUCGAUGCUGGCGUCGACCCAGACCUUCCUGGCCCUCCUGCCCCUCUCGGCUGCGGGCAGCUCGUCGUCGGGCACGGCGCGGGCGCGCAGGACGUAGAAGUCGGAGGCGAGGGUGGGCCGCUUGUAGACGAUGUCCAGGUUGGCGGUGAGCAGGCCGGCGCCCUGGAGGUCCUUGAAGGCGGCGCGGGCGGAGUGCUCGUCCAGCAGGGUGGCGAUGGCGCCGCCGUGGACGACGCCGGGCCAGCCGAUGGUGCCCGGGCCGAGGUAGACGACGGCGACAACCUCGCCGGUGGAGCGGUUGUGGAAGACGUGCUGGUAGGCGCCGACGCCGCGGGUGCCGGCGAGGGGCCCCGUCGUGAUGCGGUGGGGGCGCGACGCGGGGGGGAUGCCGUCGUAGGCGUCGUGGUGGAAGCCGGCCCACUCCGGGUCGGAGAGGAGGUGCUUGACGAGGGGCAGCGCGGCGGCGGCGGCGCGGAUGUCGGCGGAGAGGGCGUCGUCUAGUCUGGAGGCUGGGACGAUGGGCGGCGGCGGCGACAGCACGGCGCGGGCGGCUGUGCCUAUGGUGAGGCCCAGGGCGAGGAAGACGGCUGCGGAGAUCAAGCCCGGCCGGCUCCUUCGUGGCGGCGCAGCGGGCUGGUGUGUCUGGCUGGCGAUCGAGGCGGUGGUCGACGUCGUGCGCGGGUCAAGCGACAAUGGCGACGAGGUCGAGAAGGCGUGGGGGCGCGGAGGCGUUCGGGAGGCAGCUGGUGGACGCUGCGAUGUGACACGGCAUCGCCGUGCUGCCCGUGCUGCCCUCGCUGCCCGUGCUGCCCACAGCACUCGAGGCUGAAGCAUCUCUAUCGUCGGCGGCCGCGAUGUGGCGGCGUUGACAGCCGGCUCAAAGGUGUCGCCCGAGACGGCACGCACUUGAAGGUUUGCGCCCGGCUGGCGCACAGGCCCCACCCACUGCAGAGCCUCGGCACUCCACGCACCACGCGCUACCUGUCCAUCUAAGUACCGAGGUACCGACCCAAAUACCUCCUUCAUCAGACAGAGAGCAACGCAUCAAUGACUUCUUCUGCCGGGACACACCACGUGCCCUCUCGUGCUCUCUCAUGCCCUCUCUGUGAUGCCAACGACAGGACACCACGAUGCCCCAUGCCCGUCAGAGCCGCCGCGUGGGACAUCAAGCCCAGCCUGACUGAUCUUGCCCGUCCUGUCGUGUUCUCGUGCGACGGCGAUAGCUUCGAGCUUGGCGGCACGGGCCGUCAAGCAGCAUCCAGCAGGCAGGCCAUAUCGUCGAUCACAUGCCCGGUUGAUCGCAUGUCUUAGAUCGCAGAGCUGGCCAAGGAGCUGAGGGUGGCUUGGCUGCCUUCUCUCGCUCGGUCAGCUGAACGGGGCACCGAGGCAAGAGGCUCACGAUAACCGUCCGGGUUGUGUGUGAUCCAUGCGAUUCCCGCUCGCAAUCCCACGUCGGUCAACGGCCCUGAUCACGGCUGUGCUUGCGGGUGCGAGGCAGUACUUUUGGCGCCGCACACUCGUAUACCGUGCCGCGACCCCGCUGAUCCGAUGCAAA
This is a messenger RNA of Diaporthe batatas, 5663 nucleotides long. RefSeq lists its product as uncharacterized. The record is from RefSeq and is a predicted model, not a curated record. Gene Ontology annotation, biological process: photoreactive repair. The transcript has 2 exons. Bases 1420 to 3513 code for a protein of 697 amino acids. Gene Ontology annotation, molecular function: damaged DNA binding; deoxyribodipyrimidine photo-lyase activity; FAD binding. NCBI's taxonomy places the organism in Eukaryota, Fungi, Ascomycota, Sordariomycetes, Diaporthales, Diaporthaceae.